Messenger RNA from Stomoxys calcitrans (stable fly), 580 nucleotides. Its product is annotated as cuticle protein 16.5-like. The coding region runs from base 127 to 516 and encodes 129 amino acids. Lineage: Eukaryota; Metazoa; Arthropoda; Insecta; Diptera; Muscidae. The record is from RefSeq and is a predicted model, not a curated record. The transcript is spliced from 2 exons.
UGAUUUCAAGAACACUCGUGGAGGACAUCACACAACUGUAAGAAGUAUAUAUAAUGGAACUUGACUUGGUUUUUACCAUCAGUUUUCAUUUGUUUGAAGUUGUAUUCAAUUCAAAAUCCCAUCAAAAUGUUCAAAGUUAUUGCGGUCAUCUUUGCCCUUAUUGCCUGCAGCGCUGCCAAGCCAGGUUUGGUAGGUGCUCCUUUGGCCUACACUGCUCCAGCUGCAGUUGUUGCUGCUGCCCCUGCACCUUUUGUCACAGCCACCAGUAGCCAAGUGAUUGCCCGCAAUUACAAUGGCAUUGCCACUGCUCCUGUUGUUGCCCCCGUUGCUGCUCCUGUUCUUGCCAAAACUAUUGCCGCUCCAGUAGCUGCUGCGUAUUCUGCUCCUUUGGCCGCACCUUAUACCGCCCCGGUUGUUGCUAGAUACGCAGCUGCUGCUCCCUUGGCAUACAGCGCUCCACUGACAUAUUCAGCUCCUUUGACUUAUGCUGCUGCACAUGCUCCAGUUCUUUUAUAAAAUAUUGGAAUGUUGAGUUAAUUUUUGGAAAAGAAAUACAAGUUUGUUGCAAUGACUGAAUCAA